This is a messenger RNA of Talaromyces proteolyticus, 453 nucleotides long. Its product is annotated as putative 60S ribosomal protein L28. Gene Ontology annotation, molecular function: structural constituent of ribosome. Bases 1 to 453 code for a protein of 150 amino acids. Lineage: Eukaryota; Fungi; Ascomycota; Eurotiomycetes; Eurotiales; Trichocomaceae. The record is from RefSeq and is a predicted model, not a curated record. The transcript is spliced from 3 exons. Gene Ontology annotation, biological process: translation. Gene Ontology annotation, cellular component: cytosolic large ribosomal subunit; ribosome.
AUGCCUACUCGUUUGACAAAGACCAGGAAACACCGCGGCCAUGUCUCUGCCGGCCACGGUCGCGUAGGAAAGCACCGCAAGCACCCCGGUGGUCGUGGUAUGGCUGGUGGUCAGCAUCACCACCGCACCAACUUGGAUAAGUACCAUCCGGGUUACUUUGGUAAAGUUGGUAUGCGCCACUUCCACCUCCAGCGCAACCACGAAUGGAAACCUACCGUCAAUCUGGACAAGCUCUGGACCCUCCUUCCUCAAGAGACCCAGGACAAAUACCUCGCUGAAGGAGCCCCUAAAGACACUGCUCCCGUAAUUGAUCUCCUCGCUCUCGGCUACGCCAAGGUCCUCGGCAAGGGCCGUCUACCCAACGUUCCCGUCGUUGUCAAGGCACGAUACGUCAGCAAGGAAGCCGAGCGCAAGAUCACCGAAGUUGGUGGUCGCAUCGUGCUUGUUGCUUGA